Messenger RNA from Panonychus citri (citrus red mite), 1315 nucleotides. RefSeq names its product mitochondrial Rho GTPase 1-like (gene Miro). The record is from RefSeq and is a predicted model, not a curated record. Gene Ontology annotation, molecular function: GTPase activity; GTP binding; calcium ion binding. The transcript is spliced from 7 exons. Gene Ontology annotation, biological process: mitochondrion transport along microtubule; mitochondrion organization; small GTPase-mediated signal transduction. The coding region runs from base 103 to 1215 and encodes 370 amino acids. Gene Ontology annotation, cellular component: mitochondrial outer membrane. Lineage: Eukaryota; Metazoa; Arthropoda; Arachnida; Trombidiformes; Tetranychidae.
UCAAUUUUCCUUGAGAUGAGUUGGUGUUAAUUGUUGAUUAAUUUAUGUUAAAACUUAAUUGUGUCAUUACAUUUGUGAUAAUAAAUGUAAACUUAUUGAAAAAUGGUGACUAUUAAUGAUCAACAGCAGGAACAACAAGGAGAAUUGUCAAUCAGAUUGAAUGGUAAGAAAGAUGUAAGGAUCUUACUGGUCGGUGAUCCUGGUGUUGGUAAAACCUCUCUCAUAUUUUCACUGGUUAGUGAAGAGUUUGCUGAAGAGGUCCCACCUCGUGCUGAAGAGAUUACAAUUCCUGCUGAUGUUACACCAGAAAAGGUUACAACUCAGAUUGUUGAUUUUUCCGCUCAAGAACAAAAUGAUGAAAAUCUUUACCAGGAAAUUCGUAAAUCGCAUGUAAUAUGCAUCGUCUAUGCAGUUGAUGAUGAUGAUUCAAUUGAUAAGAUUUCGUCUUAUUGGUUACCUUUAAUUCGUGACCAAUUAGGAGAGGAUCAUAAUGUACCGGUAGUCUUGGUUGGUAAUAAGGUUGAUUUGGUGGAAUAUAGUUCAUUAGAGUCAAUAUUACCUAUUAUGAAUCAAUUUAAUGAAAUAGAGACUUGCGUUGAGUGUUCAGCAAAGACGUUAAAAAAUAUUUCCGAACUUUUUUUUUAUGCUCAAAAGGCUGUUCUCCACCCAACAUUACCCCUUUACUCGUCUUACGAAAGAGAUCUCACCGAUAAAUGUAAAAAAGCCCUACGUCGAAUAUUUAGAUUAUGUGAUGAAGACAAUGACGGUCUCCUGAAUGACGAUGAACUGAAUAAAUUUCAAAAAAGAUGUUUCAACACUCCAUUAAAAUCUCAAGCCUUGGAAGACAUUAAGAACAUCGUUAAAAGAAGUUUACCCGAUGGUAUAUUCGAAGAUAGUAUAACACUCAGUGGUUUCUUAUUCCUUCAUUGUCUAUUCAUUCAAAGAGGUCGACAUGAGGCCACUUGGGCAGUUUUACGAAAAUUUGGCUACAAUGAUAGAGUUGAACUCGAAGAUGAAUCCUUUCAUAAUCGCCCUUUUCCAGAUAAUCCAACCAAGCACAAUACUGAACUAUCAGAGCAUUUGACAGUUUUUCAAAAUGCCUGGUCAACGGGAACUCCUGCAUUGGUAAAAGCUGGUUUAGGAAUUUCCACCAUAGCUAUUUUCAGCAUUUUCUUAUACAAAUUGAUAAGAAAAUUAAAUAUCCAAUCAAAUUAAUUAAUAAACCGGAACAAAAAGUGUAUGCCUAGAUAAUUAACUUCUUCAUUAUUGUCUUCUGAGUAAAUUUAUAUAUAUAUAUAUCUCCAUAUAACGAUAA